Molecule: messenger RNA, 724 nt
Organism: Urocitellus parryii (Arctic ground squirrel)
Lineage: Eukaryota; Metazoa; Chordata; Mammalia; Rodentia; Sciuridae
Source: RefSeq, a predicted model, not a curated record
CACAUCUCUAGAAGGUCUGGGUUCUGAUAGUGUUUUUAGCUUACCUGAAGAUAACCAUUACCGGAUAAGCAAGAGUCUGGUAAAAUCUGCAGAAGGUAGCACUGUACCCUUAACCAGGGUGAAGUGUCUGGUCUCCAUGACAACCCCACAUGACAUCAGACUUCACGGGUCAUCAGUUACUCCAGCAUUUGUUGAAUUUGACACAUCCCUUGAAGGGUUUGGCUGCCUGUUUCUGCCUAGUUUGGCUCCUCAUAAUGCCCCUACAAAUACUGCUGUCACAACAUGUCUUAAUGAUGGGGCUGUGGUCAGCGGCAUUGGCUCUGGUGAAAGAUUCUUCCCUCCUCCAUCUGGCUUAAGCUAUUCUAGCUGGUUUUGUAUUGAACACUUCAGUUCUCCUCCUAAUAACCACCCCGUCAGACUCCUUACUAUUGUUCGCCGAGCAAAUUCUUCUGAGCAGCAUUACGUGUGCCUUGCUGUAGUUCUGUCAGCAAAAGACCGGUCUCUGAUUGUUUCCACUAAAGAGGAAUUACUCCAAAAUUAUGUUGAUGAUUUUAGUGAAGAAUCCUCUUUUUAUGAGAUUCUGCCAUGCUGUGCCCGCUUUCGAUGUGGAGAGCUUAUAGUUGAGGGACAGUGGCAUCAUCUGGUUUUGGUGAUGAGCAAAGGCAUGCUGAAAAACAGUACUGCAGCCCUCUAUAUUGAUGGACAGCUUGUUAACACUGUAAAG